Molecule: messenger RNA, 721 nt
Organism: Hibiscus syriacus
Lineage: Eukaryota; Viridiplantae; Streptophyta; Magnoliopsida; Malvales; Malvaceae
Product: zinc finger protein 1-like
Exons: 2
Coding region: 45-689 (214 amino acids)
Biological process (GO): negative regulation of abscisic acid-activated signaling pathway
Source: RefSeq, a predicted model, not a curated record
UGGAGCCUUCUCUCCCUGAAACUUCAACCAUCGUUUCACCCUCCAUGGAUACUACCCCCAAAGAAGAAAAGAAACCACAAGUCAAGGAAGAAGAUCAUCUCGUAUUGGACCUGCGCCUCUCCAAUCAAGAAUCGAACCCGGAGCUGAAUUUCGUCGACUGUUUCAAGGUGGUGGACUCGUCCUCUGAUCAUGAUCAAGAUCAAGGUAAUGAACCUGAGCCUAGAGUCUUUUCAUGUAACUAUUGCCAAAGAAAAUUUUUUAGCUCACAGGCUCUGGGAGGCCACCAAAAUGCACAUAAACGAGAAAGAACACUGGCGAGACAAGGCCACCGGUUUCCCGGUGUCCAUUUCGGUUACCCUAACGGUCGAUAUUAUAGCAUGGCUUCACUUCCUCUGUAUUCUUCUUUUAACAAACCACUUGGAGUUGGAGAGCACUCCAUGAUCCACAAGCCGACUUUUGCUCCAUGGCAUAAUGGAUGGUCUAGACGGCCCGUUGAUCGAACACGGGCAAUCGAGCAUCUUUCAAUGGGGAGUUUGAAUCUAGGGAUUAGUGGCACUGCUAGAUUCGAUGGCGGUGUAGGGAAGUUUGGUCCAGCCAAGGAGGGAAUGGGUGGAUUUUUGUGGGAUACUGUUAAGCAUUUCCAUGGUAAAAAAGAUGAGUUGAAGCUUGACUUGUCUUUGAAGCUUUAAGCAAUAUACAUAGUCUAGUUUCAUUCUUCCUU